Catharus ustulatus (Swainson's thrush) is the source of this 1436-nucleotide messenger RNA. RefSeq names its product protein ADP-ribosylarginine hydrolase-like. The coding region runs from base 98 to 1174 and encodes 358 amino acids. The transcript is spliced from 7 exons. The record is from RefSeq and is a predicted model, not a curated record. Lineage: Eukaryota; Metazoa; Chordata; Aves; Passeriformes; Turdidae.
ACCCCACAUCCCCAGGGUGUUCUGGUCCCCCUUAAGGGCGCCUGGCCAGCACUGGCCCCGUGCCCUGAGCCUGACAGGCGUUCCCAGCUGCUCCACCAUGGAGGAGACGGUGCCCUCGGUGGAGGCCUACGAGGCUGCCAUGGUGCUGAGCGGGGUGGGGGACGCGCUGGGGUACCGGGCAGGCCGCUGGGAAUACUGCACCUCGGGCCCCCAGAUCCACGCUGAGCUGGCCCAGCUGGGCGGGCUGGCAGCCAUCAGCCUGGAGCCCCCCGAGUGGCCCGUGAGCGACGACACCGUCCUGCACCUCGCCACCGCCGAGGGGCUGGCCACAGGCCUGGAGGGGGAACCCCUCCUGCAGGAGCUGGCUCGCCGCUAUGUGGCCGCCAUGGGGGACAUGGAGGGACGCAAGCCCGGACCCAGCAGCAUCCUAGGCACCUCGCAGCUGCGGCCAGGGGAGCCCGAGGGCUAUCGCAUCCCCUUCAACCCCCGAGGCACCGGCUGCGGGGCCGCCAUGCGCAGCCUGGCCAUCGGCCUCAGGUACCCACAUGCCUGCGAGCUGCCGACCCUGAUCCGGGUGAGCAUCGAGAGCGGGCGCAUGACCCACCACCACCCCACUGGAUACCUCGGAGCACUGGCAGUGGCCCUCUUUGGGGCACUGGGGGCUCGAGGUGAACCCCCAGAGCGCUGGGGGGCUGAGCUGUUGCGGGUCCUGCCCCUGGCAUGGGACUACGUGGAGGGCACCGGGGUGGCCGUGGAGGACAAUGCUGCUGCCUGGCCAUUCUUUGGGGAGGCGUGGCACCGGUACCUGGACUCCCGUGGGCUCCUGGAAGGCCGUGGCCCACCACGGGUGCCAUCCCUCCCAUCCCCAGCUGAGCGGGACACAGAGUACCUAGGCUGGGCAUUGGAGGGGUGGCCAGGGCGUAGCGGCCACGAUGCACCCAUGGUGGCCUUGGAGUCCCUGCUGGCAGCUGGCAGGAGCUGGGAAGAGCUGUGUGCCAGGGCUGUGCUGCACGGGGGGGACAGUGACUCCACGGGGACCAUCGCUGCUGGCUGCUGGGGGCUACGGGAGGGGCUGGCCGGGGUCCCGCCGGGGCUGCACUGCCGCCUCGAGCACCGUGGGCGGCUGCGCGACGCUGCCCACCGGCUGCACGCGCUGGCCUGGGGGACACCAUGAGUCUGUCCCUGCUACCACCUGCUGUCCCUGCUACCCCUGCUGUCCCUCUCCACGGAAAGCUGCUGGGGCUGCCAGGGCACAGCAGAGACCUGCAUGGGGUCAUGGAGGGGCUUGGGUGCUACUGGCCUGGGAGACCCUUCAGGGUGUGCUGGGGUCCAAGGCAAGCCCAGGGACACCACGCCAGCUGCUUUCCCUCAUAGCCCUCCCCAGAACUGGCCAAGGAGCCUCAGCCACCCCUCAGUAAAAAACAUCUCCAGAGUCA